AUGGGAAUGGGUCGCGCAAGCGUUGCUAGAAACUCUGACAGCGGCACACAGGGGCUCCGCUGGCUCGGCCGUUCGACCAUCGAAAGAGGAAAAAGGAAAGGGAAAGAAGAACCGGAGGAGUUGGAACAGCAGCGGCGGCGGCGGCGGCGGCGGCAGCAGCAGCACAGGCACAGGCACAGGCACAGGCACCAGCAGCCACAGCGGCUUCACCAGCAGGAGGAGGAGGAGGGGGAGGUGGAGGAAGGGGUGGAGGAGGCGGCGGCGCAGAAGGAGGAGGAAAGGAAAGCAACCGGAGGAAAGCAGCGAGUCUUAUGA
Molecule: messenger RNA, 315 nt
Organism: Apis laboriosa (Himalayan honeybee)
Lineage: Eukaryota; Metazoa; Arthropoda; Insecta; Hymenoptera; Apidae
Product: inner centromere protein-like
Exons: 1
Coding region: 1-315 (104 amino acids)
Source: RefSeq, a predicted model, not a curated record